GACGAAAGCCACAAGGAAGUUGAUGUGAAAAAGGUUGUCCGGCUAAAGGAGUGCAAGAAACUUAACUCUCUCCGUGCCGAAGCAGAUUCUGCAAGUCAACGCGCUGAGGAUGCUGAAGCUCAAAACAAAAAGCUUGAGCAAGAGUUGACGGGUAAGGAGCAAGAGAUCAUCUCUCUCCAGAAUAAAAUUUCACUCUUGGAGGCUGAGGUUGAACGAGCUGAUAAAAAACUUUUGGAUGCUAAGCUUGCGAAAGAGGAAGAGGAGAACAACAAGAAUAUUUCUGAAAGUCUCCAGAGGAAAGUUGCUCUACUCGAAAACGAAUUAGAUAACACUGAGAAAAACCUGAAAGAGACAACAGAAAAAUUACGUCAAACUGAUGUGAAGGCCGAACAUUUUGAGCGCAAGGUGCAACAGCUCGAAACAGAAAAGGCAGAGUUGGAGAGGAAACUUGAAGAAAUGACCGAGAACUACAAUAAGAAAGAAAAGGAAUUGGAAGAGACUAUUAAAUCCUUUGAGGACUU
Messenger RNA from Acaulospora morrowiae, 521 nucleotides. The record is from the annotation of a GenBank genome assembly. Lineage: Eukaryota; Fungi; Glomeromycota; Glomeromycetes; Diversisporales; Acaulosporaceae.